UCUCUCUCUCUCUCUCUCUCUCUCUCUCUCUCUAACACCCCUCUCUAACACCCAUUUGUCAAGAACUCAACACCUGCUUCCCUUUCUUGAUUACUUCCGGCCUUUCUUCGAACUCCAGAGCGUUUCUUGAUCUGGGUUUUGGUUUUACUUUUCGGAUUCUGUUGUUUUUUGUACGGCGAGGAAGGAGAAGAUUAGAAGAAUUUCGACAGAAAUGGGUCAUGAUGUUGUGCAUUUCGCAUUCGGAGUCUUUGGAAAUAUCAAUGGGUUGUUGCUGUUUUUGGCACCGACGAUUACGUUUAUGAGGAUAAUAAAGAAGAAAUCCACAGAGGAAUUCUCAGGCAUUCCCUACGUCAUGACCUUGCUCAACUGCCUCCUUUCUGCUUGGUACGGCAUGCCUUUUGUCUCGGAACACAACAUGCUAGUGACAACCAUCAACGCCACUGGUGCAGCAAUUGAGUCCAUCUAUGUGCUGAUUUUCCUCAUGUAUGCGCCAAAGAAAGACAAAGGCAAGAUCCUGGGGCUUUUCACCUUUGUGCUCUCUGUAUUUGCCUCGGUCGCCUUCAUUUCCGGUUUCGCCCUUCACGGCAACAGCAGAACGCUCUUCUCUGGCUUUGCAGCCUCUAUCUUUUCCAUCAUCAUGUACGCUUCGCCUCUCUCGAUCAUGAGGACAGUGAUCAAAACGAAAAGCGUGGAGUACAUGCCGUUUCUCCUGUCACUGUUUGUGUUCUUGUGUGGCACAUCCUGGUUCAUAUAUGGACUUCUGGGAAAUGAUCCUUUUAUCGCGGUGCCUAACGGGUUUGGAAGCGGGCUUGGAGCCGUUCAGCUGAUCUUAUAUGCCAUUUACCGAGACAAGAAAGGCGAAACCGAGGAAGAAAAUGCCAACGGAUCGUUGGAGAUGGGGCUGGGAAAGCCCGAGCCGGAGAAGCAGUCGGACAUGCAGCCAUCACAAAACGGACACUUCUAGAAGACAAGUUUAUGUACGGACCGCAUUUGAACAGUUCUACCUUUUUUCCUCAUCAUCUCUCAGCUUCAGCCCUCGUGUUCUUCCUUUUAGUUCUCCUGAAUUUAGCUCCGCCUUGUGCCCUUUUGGAUUGGGUUUUAGUAGAACUGGUCUGUAUUGAUACUUCAAAUAAAAAACACUUCCUGUAAAUUUGAUUCCGAAACAUGCAAUUCAAUAGCCUAACGAAAAUUCUUCCGGAUUUCCUUUCAAAA
Messenger RNA from Rhododendron vialii, 1212 nucleotides. RefSeq names its product bidirectional sugar transporter SWEET1. Bases 212 to 964 code for a protein of 250 amino acids. Gene Ontology annotation, molecular function: sugar transmembrane transporter activity. Gene Ontology annotation, cellular component: membrane. Gene Ontology annotation, biological process: carbohydrate transport. The record is from RefSeq and is a predicted model, not a curated record. Lineage: Eukaryota; Viridiplantae; Streptophyta; Magnoliopsida; Ericales; Ericaceae. The transcript has 6 exons.